Penicillium cinerascens is the source of this 354-nucleotide messenger RNA. RefSeq names its product mitochondrial 37S ribosomal protein uS14m. Bases 1 to 354 code for a protein of 117 amino acids. Lineage: Eukaryota; Fungi; Ascomycota; Eurotiomycetes; Eurotiales; Aspergillaceae. Gene Ontology annotation, biological process: translation. Gene Ontology annotation, cellular component: ribosome; mitochondrial small ribosomal subunit. Gene Ontology annotation, molecular function: structural constituent of ribosome. The transcript is spliced from 3 exons. The record is from RefSeq and is a predicted model, not a curated record.
AUGUCGAAAGCGGCGUCAAUGUUCCGGUCCAAGAAGCUGGACCUCUCCGGCUUCGUCAACACCCGCCUGAUCCGCGACCACAACAAGCGCAAUGCCUUUGAGCAGAUGGAGCCCGAGCGCCAAGCGCUUCGCUACAUGAUCCGCAACACCACCCUCCCCCAGCGAGUCCGCGCCCAGGCCCAGCUCCAGCUGUCGCAAAUGCAUGUCUACACCCGCCCGACACAGAUCAAGAACCGAUGUGUGGCCUCAGGAACUGCUCGCAGUGUCUUCCGGGAUUUCAGACUCAACCGGUUCCAAUUCCGUAUGCAGGCACUCGCUGGCGAGCUUCCGGGUGUUAAGAAGGCCAGUUGGUAA